Messenger RNA from Cygnus atratus (black swan), 5097 nucleotides. RefSeq names its product Rho GTPase activating protein 6 (gene ARHGAP6). The record is from RefSeq and is a predicted model, not a curated record. The transcript is spliced from 13 exons. The coding region runs from base 415 to 2763 and encodes 782 amino acids. Gene Ontology annotation, biological process: signal transduction. Lineage: Eukaryota; Metazoa; Chordata; Aves; Anseriformes; Anatidae.
GCGGCGGCGCGGGCAGAGGCGUGCGGGCUGUGCGGCCACCCCGCUGCUCGCCCCGGGGCGUGUGGCCAGUGCCCGGGGGGCCCGGGGAGCCACCAGCAGCCCCCCCCCCGCCCCGUCUGGUCCCGGCUCCUCCGGGCCGUCCCGAGCGCUGCAGUCCCCGGUGCCUUAAACGGGGCUAUCCCCUUAAUUGUGUUGUCCCUUAAACCUCGUGUCAGCACCCCGGAGCACCAGCGGGUUGUGGGUUUUUCGCUAUUUUUCCCUUUUGGUAACGUCUUGCGUUUGGGAUGCCGGCACACCCACACAUCGCUCAGCCACCCGGCUAGCGCUGCAGCUUCCAGAGGUGGCGGUGGGCUGUCUGCGGCGGUCUGCAAGCAAAUAACUUUUGCAUCCAGUGGUGAUUUCACUUGGAACAGCAUGUCAGGGCGCAGUGUUCGGCUGAAGUCAGUUCCCGUUCAAAGCCUCUCUGAGCUGGAGCGCGCUCGGCUACAGGAAGUGGCUUUUUAUCAGCUGCAGCAGGACUAUGACCUGGGCUGUCAGAUUUCUAUCCCCAAAGAUGGGCAAAAGAGGAAGAAAUCAUUAAGAAAGAAACUGGACUCGUUAGGGAAGGAGAAAAACAGAGACAAAGAAUUUAUUCCCCAGGCUUUUGGAAUGCCCUUGUCCCAAGUGAUUGCUAAUGACCGGGCCUACAAACUCAAGCAAGACUCUCAGAGAGAAGAGCAAAAAGAUGUUUCAGAUUUUGUGGCCUUUCUCUUACCGUUUGGAACAAAAAGGCAGAACAAAGAACUUUCCAGCAGUAACUCAUCUCUUAGCUCCACCUCAGAAACACCAAAUGAAUCCACUUCUCCUAACACGCCAGAGCCAGCACCACGAGCAAGGAGGCGUGGUGCAAUGUCUGUGGACUCUAUUACUGAUCUUGAUGACAAUCAGUCACGGUUGUUAGAAGCUCUCCAGCUCUCUCUGCCAGCAGAAGCCCAGAGCAAGAAAGAAAAAGCAAGAGAUAAGAAACUAAGCCUGAACCCAAUUUACAGGCAGGUUCCCCGGCUUGUAGAUAGUUGCUGCCAGCACUUGGAAAAACAUGGUCUCCAGACAGUAGGUAUAUUCAGAGUUGGAAGUUCAAAAAAGAGAGUAAGACAGUUACGUGAAGAGUUUGACCGGGGCAUAGAUGUCGUGCUGGACGAAGAGCACAGCAUUCAUGAUGUUGCUGCUUUAUUAAAGGAAUUUCUGCGUGAUAUGCCUGACCCGCUUCUCACUAGAGAACUUUAUACACCUUUCAUCAACACACUCUUAUUAGAGCCAGAUGAACAGCUAAGCACCUUACAGCUUCUCAUUUAUCUCCUACCUCCCUGUAACUGCGAUACCCUACACCGACUGCUGCAGUUCCUCUCCACAGUGGCUGGCCACGCAGAAGACACCACAGACAAAGACGGCCAAGAGAUUACUGGGAACAAAAUGACAUCACUUAACCUAGCUACCAUCUUUGGCCCUAACCUGCUGCACAAGCAGAAAUCUACAGACAAAGAAUUCACAGUUCAGAGUUCAGCUCGAGCUGAAGAGAGUACUGCUAUCAUAGCUGUUGUACAAAAGAUGAUUGAAAACUAUGAAGCCCUUUUUAUGGUUUCCCCUGACCUACAAAAUGAAGUUCUUAUUAGCCUAUUAGAGACUGACCCAGAUGUUGUGGACUAUUUGUUGAGGAGGAAAGCUUCCCAGUCAUCAAGUCCUGAGAUGCUGCGGUCAGAAGGUUCCUACUCCACAGGAGAAAGACACUCUUCCACAGACUCCAACAAAGCUUCGAGUGGAGAUGUCUCCCCAUACGACAACAACUCCCCAGUACUUUCUGAACGCUCACUGAUGGCAACACAAGAAGAAGUUGCCCGCAGUCCAGAUAAGCUGUACAGGGUGCCUGAACAGUACACCCUGGUUGGUCAUUUGCAGCCUAAGACAAAGGAGAAUUCUUCUGCAUCACAGGCUGGAAAAGAUGUUUCAGAAGAUCAUUUCGAUAUCUGGGGCACCUGGCAUUCAACACUGAAAAGUGGCUGCAAAGAUACAGGAAUUACAGGUUCUUAUGGAAACAUUUACGAAAGUAGCUUGCUGCGACCUGGACAGUGCUCUCUUUCCCAGGGGAACCUAUCCAUAUAUUCUCCUCGAUGGCAGGGAAGCUCAUCGGAAUUGGACAACAGCAGACAAGUCAUGCGAAGGAGUCAGACAACUGCUGCCAUUCCUGAGUGUCAGCUCCAUCCUGCAGUGUCUCGGGUGUGCAGUAACCCACAUAUUGAAGCCAGCGGUAGGAGUUUGGACCAGUCACGUUCAAAGUCGGAGCGGCACUUGACUUUAAGCAGUGUGGAGGACCUCACUGAGUAUGACUCACAUGCGGGUUGUUCUCAGAGCAUGGCCAAGCCCUCCUACAGAAAAGAGAGGCCACCACCCCCAUACCCUGGCCCAGCAAAAACAAGCUCUGCGUUGUCGCAGCGAUCAGGCGUUUCUUCAACAUUGCACUCUUUGUGGAGACUUCAACGACAUGAAAAAAGUUCAGGGACCAGAGCAGCUGGAGGACCAGCAGCCAAAGCCCCUGAGCAGGCCAUCUCCAGGCAGGAGCGAUUGGCCCCGCACUCCCAAGUGGGUAAUAUCUAUUCGACGGCAGCUCACAGUCAGAACAGUAAAAAUGUUUCAGAGCCAGACUGGCAUGAUUGGCAAAGAGAGAGAUGGCAAAUUUGGGAGCUUUUAUCAGCAGAUAACCCUGAUGCCCUCCCAGAAACCCUUGUAUGAUCAAACUCAACAGAACUGCCACUCAUAACUCUGCCUCCCUCUCAUAGGAAAACAACAGUCAUGUUGGAAAAGUGGGGGGCUUGUGUGUUUUCUACCAACUAAGUUACAUAUAAUUUUUUUAAACCUUGUUCACUCUAAUUUCUUAACAGCACUGUCAAGCAAUCCAUUUACAAAUACAGUAUGUUCCUGUUUUUCAGCAAGCUUUUGAGAAAAAAACAAGAUGAAAAUUUUAGUUUAAUAACUCUGUAUGCAUACACUGUGUAUAAGAUAAAACUAUUGCUUCAAUGUGGCUAAAAAUGUAUUUAUAUAUCUGCAGUUUUGAUGAUUGUAUAUUCUGUAAUGGGUAUUGUAUGAUAAUCAUAUAUUAUGUUUUCAUAUACAGAUGUCAAUCAGUCAUGACUGCUUUUUUUUAAAAAUCACUGCACUUACAUUACCGUGAUAUGCAUUGGAAUUCUAUAGAAAGUGCACAAGCUGGUUUCUGUGCUUGUAUAAAAAAAAAAAAAUGUUAAGCGGGGAAGUUGUCCCUAAUUUCACUGCCUAUUGAAAAACACUAAAACAGAGAGGAACAUGAAAAGCCAUAUAUUUUAUAAGGGUAAUAGUGAGCGAGGGGGGGAAAUACCAAAUAUUUUUUUCUUAUAAAUAUAUUUUCAAACAAAAUUAAAAUUUGAUACAAGUUAGAUUGUAAAAAUAUUUUUUUUAGAUUCUGAUAGGAAGCAGUUCAGAAAAUCAAGAGCAAGGCCGUGCCUAAACCAACUAAAGAUGUAGUGCAAAGGUCUGCCCUCCCAUUCUAGAGGAAAAACAAUGUUAUGUAUACCGGAUAUAAUAUAUAUAUUUAUAAAUGUAUCAUUUUAUGUAUUGUUCUAAAACAAUAAACUGGAAUCCAAAUUUUAGAAAACCAAACCCAAUAAAUUGAGGUGUGUAACGACUGAGAAAGAAUAUGGCUUUUCCUUUAAAAUAGCAAAGCUUCAGCAUUAAGUAAGUUAGACAAAGCAAAAAGAAAAAUAAAGACAGAGAUGCUAGCAAAAGGGAGUCACAGAAUUUCGGAAAUGAACAUGCCAUUUGGAGAAGUUCACAGCUGUGUUUCUAUAAAUAUUGUGCCAAAGCCUGGGUCAAUAGUACUUCUUCAAUAACUGUAUGCUGCAUUGUUAAAUGUUGAUGUUUUAUAAGCCUUCUGGUGUUUUUAAAUUGCAAAAACGUUUGUGGCCAGCAGGUGGCAAUGUACUUCAGUAUUGUAGAGAAAAUUAUUUUAUCACUUGAUAAGGGAAAGUAUCAUAUCAAAAGAAUUUUAUAAAACAUAUUAGUGUUAAUUUUAAUGAAGUUGAAAACUUAUUCAGUGAUGUUGUGUUUAAGUUCUAUCUUGUGCCAUAAUGAUGGAAUAAAAGGCUAAGCAAAACAAUGAGCAUAUUUUUGCUCUUUUUUUUUUUUUUUUUAGUAAGGUUUAUGUAAAAAUUGAUGUGUUUUUAUUAUGUUAUUGAGUAUCUCUGUCAAAAACAUCUAAGAGGCUUAGGGCCCUAAAGACCACUUUUAGAUAUGACUUAAAUAUACAAGAUCCAAAGUUUUGUUUGUGUCUUAGGCUUAAAGGCCAUCAUACAAGGAGCCUGCUUAUCUCCAUUUUCCCAAGUAAAGUAAUAAGAUAAAAGUACCAACCCAAGCAGAAAGGGGCAGGAUUUGGCCUUUGGCUGUUGAAGCACUGUCAGGCUGGCCAGCUCAUUUUAUCAAUAUUGCAUUUAGAAUAAAUCUCAGUUCUGUCCCUUGAUACUAGACUUGAUACAAAAAGAUUCUUGCAUGUAGCUUGUUGCAGCAACUGUCAAUUUAUUACCAAAAGAAAAACAAACAAAACAAAACUCACCCAAAUUCAAAAGAUAGUGGAAUAUAAGAAAGGACUAAAAAAGAGCUCUCACAAGCAAUCAUUAUUUGAUCUUGCCUCAAUAUCAUCCCAGGCUUGAUGCAGAUUUGCUACAGCAUCUUAAAGCUCUGUAGCAGUCCUAAAAAACAGGCAUAAUAGAAAUCCUGCUGCAGAAGAUGCUCUGUUCACUGUCUCCUCAUUUUAAAUCCCUUUCUAAAUAUAGAUGUAUCUGCACAUUUCUAACAUUUUUAGUGAAAGAUGUCUAACACUUACUUAGCCUCAUAAAAAGAUUCCUUUUCGCCAGUACCUCUCUCUGUAUAUAUGUGUAUAUAUGUGUAUAUUGCCAUCAAUAUGGUGUUUAUGCAAAAAUGAGAACAAAAAAAAAAACAACAAAAAACACUGUCAAAGGACAAUGUGUCUGCACACAUUUCACUAUACAAUUGCUUGGAAGAAAACAUAUAGAAUAAAUCCUGAUGAAUUAAAAAUAA